UCUGCCUUGACAUCAGCGCAGUGGUCUUUUCUCAUUGGCUAGCGGCGAAAUUUGAAAUGAAACGCGCUCAUUGUAGCUUCAGCUGUGGAAGGAUGUGGAUAAAGAUACAACAAGGUGGUCGCUAAAAAAAAGAAGCAAAAAGCAGUGCGUUCACUGUGUUGAACACUACCAAAAGGGUUUUGCUGUCCAACAUUUCUCCAGUACUGAAACGGGUCUUCAGUUACAGCCCAUAAUGCAGAGUGCUGUGCUAAGCCUCCAGAGCUUAUAUGAAAAGCUGAGGACGCAAGCUGACCUUCUCAGCGAGAACAUUGAACCCAACUUCAUCCAGCUAGCACAAAACUUUGAUGACUGCCGUCGCAAAUGGCUGAGGACAGAGCAGGAUCUGGGCUCUUGCAAAGAGGUGCUCACCAAAGCAGAGACAGAGAGGUCAGCCUUGGAGGUCAAACUGAAACAUGCUCGCAACCAAGUAGAUGUGGAGAUCCGGCGCAGACAGAAGGCUGAGUCUGACUGUGAGAAGUUGGACCGUCAAAUUCAGUUGAUCCGGGACCUCCUCACCAGUGAGGGAUCCUCCAACAGCAUCCAGCUGAGUGCAGAGCAGCGCUCAGCUCUAGCCUUCCUGAACACAAACUGCCAGGCAGCAGCCAGCCAGAAUACCAGCCGAAGACUAAUGACGAUAGAUGAGUCAGCUUCCAUCUUGUCAGAUAUCAGCUACGACAAAACGGAUGACUCUCUUGACUGGGACUCCUCCAAUGUGAGGACAGUGCGACUCAAGAAAAGAGAAAAGAGGCGCUCCUCAAGAAAUCAUAUCGAUGGUCCUCCUCUUGCCUCCAAGCGGUCUCGGUCAACAGGCAGAACUUCAGAGAGGGGAAAUGAGACCCUCGUGACAAAGACCACAGUGACAGUCCCUGCGAAUGGAGGACCUGUUGAGGCUGUUUCAACCAUCGAGUCUGUUCCUUACUGGACUCGCAGCAGGAGAAAGACUGCUGCCAUGGAGUGGGACUCUGAAUCUGUCAAGUCUGAUGAUGUCUUCAAGCAGCCUGGCAACCCCGAGGGAGAGCGAAAAGCAGCGCCCAGCACUCCGCAGAGCCACGGGGCUGUCCGUCUUCACGAGUUUGUCUCCAAAACUGUCAUUAAGCCUGAAUCGUGCGUACCCUGUGGAAAGAGGAUCAAGUUUGGCAAGAUUUCACUGAAGUGCCGUGACUGCAGGGUGGUCUCGCACCCCGAGUGUCGCGAGCGUUGCCCUCUGCCAUGCAUCCCCAACAUGGGUGCCACACCGGUCAAAAUCGGAGAGGGUGUGCUCGCAGACUACGUCCAUAACACAUCCCCCAUGAUUCCUCCUCUCGUAGUCCACUGUAUCAGUGAGAUCGAGCAAAGGGGCCUGCAUGAGGCGGGACUGUACCGUCUUUCCGGUGCUGAUCGCACAGUGAAGGACCUGAAGGAAAAGUUUCUCCGCAGCAAAACGGUUCCCGUGCUCAGCAAGGUGGACGAUAUCCAUGCCAUAACUGGCCUCCUCAAGGACUUCCUGAGGAACCUCAAGGAGCCUCUUCUCACCUUCCGCCUCAACCGUACAUUCAUGGAAGCAGCCGAGGUUUCAGACGACGACAACAGCGUAGCUCUGAUGUACCAAACCAUCAGUGACCUGCCGCAGGCCAACAGAGACACGCUGGCUUUCUUAGUCCUCCACCUUCAGAGAGUUGCUGACAGUUUGGACACAAAGAUGGACAUCAGUAACUUGGCUCGAGUGUUUGGGCCAACUAUUUUGGGUCAUGCCGUUCCCAACCCUGACCCGAUGACAAUCCUACAGGAUACCAAACGACAACCUAAGGUUGUGGAGCGUCUGUUGGCGCUGCCGCCUGAUUACUGGGGCCAGUUUGUGAUGUUAGAAAGCGAGCCGCCCAACUUGGACCACCUGAUAAUCGAGAACGCAAACUGCUAUGCCACCCCCGAGAGAAUGAGCAUGCUGGGGCCUCUGACUACUCCGGAGCACCAGCUCAAUAAAACCCCCUCCUCCAGCUCCUUGUCUCAGCGCAUGAAGUCCACGCUGACACCCAGAUUUGGGAGCAAGAGUAAAUCAGCAGUCGGAUUCUCUCGCCAAGGAAAAUUCUUUGCAUCUCCACUGCUUAAAUAAUCCAAAGCAGUUACACUAAACCUUUGAUGGAUACUGCAAUAACAACCAUUACUACUUAUUUUACUGCAUAACGCAUAACAUGGUACUGCUUUGAUAAUGACUAUAAAUAUCUCCAUCUUAGCCUUUUUUAUUAUCUUUUUAAUAUUUCACAAUCGUAAGAGUUGUAUUUUGAUGAUUUUACGUGUUUGUAUAAGGAUAUGUUUUAGAUUUUCCUAUCUAUGCACACUUGUGUGUCUUUAGAGCUGAUGUUUUUGCCAAAUGUUUAACAAGACAUUCUCAUUUCACUUCUUAACACAUGUAAUGUACUGUAUAUUACUCCUUUUGAGAAAUGUGCGCAUAGGUGAAAAUAUGUACAGAUUGAUUGUGACCUAAUUUUCUCUCGCCAGUUUUUCAACUCAUGUGUCACUCAGAAGUUGAAGAACUGAUUCUAAGGCAUUUCAUUCUAGUUUGUAAUUGAAUAUGUGACUGCUAGUAACAGUAUCUUUUACUUUUUUUUAAUUUUUUUUGUGAUGUUUGUAUUUCAAUUCUCUUAAGUUUUGAUUGUUUUCAUCCUCCAGCAAAUUGUGCUGCAAUUGUUUACAAGCUCACAUGCCCUUUCCUUUUCAUACUGGAACGACAAACAGUUAUUGUAAGACCUCGAGGCAGAUUUUCUAUCAUAUGUAAGCUUGACUGGGUUAUUGGUAAUUGGCAUUGAUCUCUUUAAAAA
Molecule: messenger RNA, 2834 nt
Organism: Perca flavescens (yellow perch)
Lineage: Eukaryota; Metazoa; Chordata; Actinopteri; Perciformes; Percidae
Gene: racgap1
Product: Rac GTPase activating protein 1
Exons: 17
Coding region: 233-2128 (631 amino acids)
Biological process (GO): Rho protein signal transduction; mitotic spindle midzone assembly; mitotic cytokinesis
Cellular component (GO): cleavage furrow; spindle midzone; centralspindlin complex
Molecular function (GO): GTPase activator activity
Source: RefSeq, a predicted model, not a curated record